UUCCAGGAAGGUUAUACACCAUGGUCAAUGCCAACAAAGGUGUCUUCAUUUCCUGUGACAUUCCCAUGGCACAAUAUAUCAUCAAUAUGAAUGCUUCAUUUCCUGCAUCUGAUAAGUUCAUAAUACAUGACUUGGAUAGCACCCACAUGUUUGUCCAACCUCACGAGGGAAUGAUACGGAGUCAAAUCGCCAAGUUUAGAGAGGAUAACAUGUUGGGAUUAACUUAA
Molecule: messenger RNA, 227 nt
Organism: Vigna umbellata (rice bean)
Lineage: Eukaryota; Viridiplantae; Streptophyta; Magnoliopsida; Fabales; Fabaceae
Source: RefSeq, a predicted model, not a curated record